AUGGCUGCCCAAGGCGUCAACUUUCCGCGCUCCCAUCUCACUUUCCAUCAGUCAAGCAAACUCGAGACAAAAGCUCGCAUCAGCGCCGUGUAUGGGUUUACCAACAAGCUGUUGCGCAACGACAGGGAAGAGCAGACGGAGGAGCUAAUCGAGGUGCAAAGUCGAGGCUCGGGUUGGACAAGCUGGCAGGCAUGGGGCUUUGAAGUCAUCGACGGCCAGCGCUAUCAUGUGCGCCGUGCUGUUUUGCAGAAAGAAACAGAGUUUCAAGCGCUGGCAGACGAGCCUCUCGCAGUGAUACACAAGACCAAUGAAGGCCUCGUAAAGAAGUAUAUCAGGCUUCUUCGCGCCAAUCUGGCUCUUCCAAGCGGGGAAAGGAGGCGCCCUACUGCUCUUACCGAUGCUGAAGAGAAGAGUCUACUCUCAUACGCAAGACUCGUCGAAGGCGGCACUUUCGCACUCACGGAGGCAUGCCUCAUCAAUAAGGCCAACUUUAUCCGCCAUCAUCGCCGUCAGGGCUUAACUUCUCAGGAGGCUAGGAUCCAGGAGAUCACUCGCGCCGGCGCCGAGCUUGAGGUUGACGAGCUUGAGGCUUGGUUCCACGAAUAUCAGGCCGUUAUCAAGGAGCUCAGAAUAACGCCAGAAAAUCUAUGGAAUUUCGACGAAACCCCUCUUCAGCUUGGGUGGAUGAAGGGCUCCCUAAAGCUAGUGUCAUUACGGAUGAAGAGGAGCAGAAGGCCCGUCUUCUUCCAGCCUGGGAAUAAGGAGUCGUUAACAUCAGUGGAUGCCAUCAGUGCCGCCGGGAAAGCCAUUCCUUCUUUCCUUAUCCUUAGUGCAAAGUCCCUCCUUGAAGAAUACACGAUGGCUACAAUUAGCGACGACGUUGUCGUUACAUAUACAACAACAGGAUAUAACAAUAGCCAGCGGGCGUUCCAGUGGCUUCAGCACUUCAACCGCUACUCCUUUGCUAGGAUUUAUACAGCAUCAGCAAGACCGUAUCCAGCGAGAGGCGCAGAACCAAGACCCUACGCCGAAUCCGAGGCGUUGACGAUGGCGCCUUUACGAUACAGCAACUACGAGAAAGCGGCCGCCCGGCAGCAAGAAGACCAAGAGGCUAGUGCCAAGCGUGCUCUUAAGGAUAGCGAGACUCAAUUUCGACAUCUCCGUGCUAUGGAUGCCGCACAAACAGCGUCACAGCCUCGUCUACGCGGUGGAGCCGCCGUGGCGGCGAAAGCAGUAGAAGAGGCCAAGUACAGGACAUACAUUCAACAACUCGUGACCCCGGAAGAAGCUGUCGCUCGCGAGGCUCUUCAAGAGCGCUGGACUACGGCUACGGAGGGCUACCGGUAUUUCCUAUGGGCAACACACCCUAAAGGCGAUCUCACAGCUCUUCCUGAUAUCGUGGCCUGGUCACAAGCUCAGGAGGAGGCGCGGGCACAAGCUGCUGCCAACGUGGCCGACGAAGACUCUGAUAUCGAUCAUGACUAUAUAUCUAUGCUGCUUUCUUCAGAGCCGGAUCUCGCGCCUAAUAGCGACGAUGAUGAGGAUGACAUUCAGAUCAUAACAACACAGCGCCAACGCCCGCGUAUUGCGAGACCACCACUAUCGCAGCUUCCACUCGAGCAGCUUCCGCCACGGCAGCCGGUGCAAUUGAACGAAGAAGACGAGGCGGCGAUCCAGGCCGAGCUCAAGGAGGAACGCGUUAUCGUGGGUGUAUACAGCGACGAGGAUAAUGAAGAAGAGGAUGAGCCGGAGGUUGUUAUAUAUGGUAGACGAAUUGCUGUACCAAAGACGCGCGUGCGUCAGGCCUAG
Hirsutella rhossiliensis is the source of this 1809-nucleotide messenger RNA. RefSeq lists its product as uncharacterized. The coding region runs from base 1 to 1809 and encodes 602 amino acids. Lineage: Eukaryota; Fungi; Ascomycota; Sordariomycetes; Hypocreales; Ophiocordycipitaceae. The record is from RefSeq and is a predicted model, not a curated record. The transcript has 4 exons.